Molecule: messenger RNA, 695 nt
Organism: Drosophila busckii
Lineage: Eukaryota; Metazoa; Arthropoda; Insecta; Diptera; Drosophilidae
Product: enhancer of yellow 2b transcription factor-like
Exons: 1
Coding region: 70-363 (97 amino acids)
Biological process (GO): positive regulation of DNA-templated transcription; regulation of transcription by RNA polymerase II; poly(A)+ mRNA export from nucleus
Cellular component (GO): nuclear pore; DUBm complex; SAGA complex
Molecular function (GO): chromatin binding; transcription coactivator activity
Source: RefSeq, a predicted model, not a curated record
AAUUGAGGAUUUACUUUACUUCAAAUACUCAAACCAUAUUACAAUUAAUAUUUACAAUUAAAUUUGAUCAUGGCAACUACCAAAGAAACGGGCAUCGGCACCGAUCCUGAGACUGUUGAGCUAACACAAUUAAAUAAAGUGGAUAAAAAUGAAUUGAAGCAGCUCUUGCAGCAGCGCUUAAGCGAAUGCGGAUGGCGCAAGGAUGUGGAGCAGAGAAUUCGCAACACCUUGCAACAGCGUGGCGUAACCAAUGUCUCCUAUGACCAGCUCUCGGCUGAGAUAAUGCCGCAAGCACGUGCUGCGGUGCCAGCGGCAGUACGCCAGGAGCUUGCCAAGCGUGUGAGCGAGUCCUUGGCAAAAUAAAUAUGUUACUUGCGUUUCAGUUGGCGUUAAAUAAACAAUUCGCAAUAAAGAUAUUCAAGCUACUAUUAAGAAUUACUGUGAGUAAAUUGCUAUUUAAGACUCUACCAAGCGCUUGAGGCUGAUUCAAACAUAGAAUGUUAUUUGUUGCUGUAUUUUUAUAUUUUGAAAAUACCAGGAACGCCUCUCGCUCGCUCGCCGAAAUCCAUUUGCCAGGCAUUGCAUGCAAAAAUGUGGCUGGCAACAACAACAACAACAGCAUCAAGAGCUGGGCAUAAGUAGCAACAUUUGGGCAACCAAGUAACGGCUCCAAGCUUUGCAUUUACCGCGGCUGC